Messenger RNA from Pseudogymnoascus destructans, 2938 nucleotides. RefSeq lists its product as uncharacterized. Gene Ontology annotation, molecular function: protein binding. Bases 123 to 2810 code for a protein of 895 amino acids. Lineage: Eukaryota; Fungi; Ascomycota; Leotiomycetes; Thelebolales; Thelebolaceae. The record is from RefSeq and is a predicted model, not a curated record. The transcript has a single exon.
CCUUGAAUUUCUAACCUCGUUUUAUUGACGGCUUCAACCCAACCGGCAAUACGAAUCAACACCGGGAAACUCACAGCGAACUCUCUGCAAAAAUGGAAUGAUACUUUGUCGCUCAAUAUUUUAUGCCAGCCAUAAUCCGUCAUAGCCCGUUGGGGGCAGGCUUGUCGCUAGCUGAUCUUAACAUCCUGCCGUUUCUUGCACCGCGACUCCUGCAAGCAUGGCCAAGAAGCCGUCGAGGACAGAGGGCCCAAAGCACUGCCAGUGUAAGAUUAGAGAGACCUGCUACACAGCCUCUGAACGGUCACGGCCAGUCAUCGAGUGUUAGUGCUGCUUCCCGACAAGCCCCCCCUUCGGGAGACAGAACUCGCCAUCCUCAAUCACAGUAUGGGCCUUCCUAUGAGCGGAUUGAUGGCCGACGAGGGCCAACAAUAACGCGGACAUCAGCAAAGCCUCCAGCUCUAUCACCGGUUGAUAAUACGAGAUUUUACCCUCAAAAGCAUACAGGCGAUAUUGCCAGCAGCAACCAAGACCGCUUUACCCUCACGCACCUACAUCAAGAGACCACCGACGAAACCUCGCUAAGACAAGAUGAAUCCUCCAACCUCACUCGCGAAGAUGUUACAGGGUCAUAUUUUAGCGAGACGCAUCUCGACAUGUUGAGCGAUUUCUUGAAAGCAAAUGGGAAGGACAAAGAUAUAGAGGAUAGCAGACAAUACCUCGACCGUCAUUGGGAGGUUUUCUUUGAUGGGAUGCGGAAUGAAAAUCAAAGCAAGCAUAGUGGCCAUGGCUCAAAACGCUCUCGACAAAUGGAAUCGAUUGCCAACUUUGAUCCAAGUGUGGAUAUUUACGAUUUACAGCUCGAGUGGAAGAAUAUACCACGGAAAUAUCGGCGAAAUUACUGGCCGGGACUAAUGCUGGACAUCUUGUGCAAGAGACCCGACGAUGCCUUGAAAUUCCUUGUGGCUACCACUUUGGCCGACCCGCUUCCCAAUAGGGCUUGUAUAGAAGACUCUUUGGACUACGUCGUCGAGUAUCACCUAUACCGCCAGAGCCAGUCGCCUAUCUCAUCGAAGAACUUCGCUGUGCUUUUUGAAGCGAUCAACGAUCUACUUACCAGGUUUAUAACAAGUAAAAUCCGGAUAUCGAGCUACGCUAUAUAUCACCUCUGCAAACAUGCAGACCGUCUUCAGGCAGAGACUUUGCUUGAAACAUUGAGCCAGCGGGGCCAGGAAGCCAAUCCAAAUCUGCGGCUACAUUUUGUCGAUUUCUUAGCACGACGAGGAGCAACGGAUUCAGCAGUGACGUUGCUAGGGUCGAUGCAUCGCGAUAAGGUAGUAGACUUCACAGAGCCCCGAGUUGCAAGUAUCUGCGCAACACUUUUGAGGUGCAGCCAGCAAAACCCAGAGGCAGUCUAUUCCGAAUCGCAUAUCUAUUCAUUCCUCCUUGAGUGGGGCAUCCGGCCAAGCAUUAUCUUCUACACUAUACUGGCUCACAAUGCCUUUGAGUCCCGGGAUCACGAGACUGCUUGGAAGAUUUAUGAUAUGAUCAUAGAAAACGACAUUGUACCUUCGGAUCACACAUACUCGAUAUUCCUGCAUAAUGCGAAAUUGCGCAAGGACCAAGAGGCAUUGGAGAAUAUUCUGAAAGGCGUUAAGGCGAACAGCAUUAGGAACGAGUACGUCGCAACGGACUUGCUACAUGCUAUGCUGCUUAUACACGAAAACCAAGCGCGGAAUCUCCGUGGGGAUGAAGCCCGAGCUUCAUCUGAAUCGUUAUUUCAGCGGAUGGUGUUGUUAUACAGCACAUACUUCGAAUUGGCUCCCCUCGAGGACUUGGCACCGGAAUACUUCACCAUCGACAGAAAACUAUCUCCUGAGGCUGAAGGUAGACGAAUGCACCCUGAUUGUGUAACGUUGUCUCUCAUGGUGUCAACUGUGAUACGCUGCAGAAUCGAGCAGUCUGAGCUACCUCUGUUUUAUAACCGUUUCAAGAGUCUUGUCGAUGCUGGACAUCCCGAUUUCGUUAAUGUUGCCACGGAAGCUAACGUGUUCAAUGCCUUUAUCAAGGCCAUCGGAAAAGACCGGGAUAUGCUGCCGUUCACGACACAGAUUCUGGGAGACAUGCUUGGCGCCGAAGCUUCUGGAGUAAAGGCACAAUCUACGGAUAUCGAGUCAAAUGAUCGCAAGAGGAUAGUCUCCCCAACCGUCCAAACAUGGUCUAUCCUGGUGCACGCGUUCAUGACACAAGGUCAGCCCCGCGCUGCCGAGAAGCUUGUGGCUAUGAUGAAGAGGCGUGGCGUGGAUCCAAACAAGGUCACCUGGAAUACUCUUAUUACGGGAUAUUUGCAGAUGCAGAACAUGGCUGGUGCUAUGCACUCCUACGAUCGUGCCAAGGAGGAGGGCUGGACAAUUGAUGAGAGUAUAUGUGGCCAUCUGGGCCUAUCCAAGCACCAGAUAAUGCUUGAUCAGCAGUCCGAAACUAUGCCGCGGACGGCAGAGUCUGGGAGGCCCCGUGGGGAGUCGGAGGAGCAGCCAGAAACUCAUUCUCCGUUUUGGAAGCCUGAUGGGAUACGCUCCCUUCGCCGUGCUGAGUUUCAGACCGGUGAAAUGCUGGACUUCUUGCUCGGCGCUGAGUUAAAAAGAGUCGAGAUUGUAACGAGGAUUGAACGCCUUCUAAGGGGUGCAAAAGGAAACCCGGAAUUAGCCGGUAAGAGGUCGUUGCGUCUUAAAAAGGCUUCGAGCGGGUUGAAGAGGCUUGAGAAUCUUGUCGAUGGCCGUUUGUAUGGGUUGGAGAAGGCAUCUGGAGUAUGAUGUGUGUGUGUAUGUAUAUGUGUAUAAUAUUAUAUCGUGGAGUAUGGAUAUAUAGGAGCGAGUGUUUAUUCACGUGUAUAUUUAUUUAAAUAUAUUUAAAUAUUUUAUGACUCGAUUCGUUAUUGGAG